Hydatigera taeniaeformis is the source of this 2169-nucleotide messenger RNA. Lineage: Eukaryota; Metazoa; Platyhelminthes; Cestoda; Cyclophyllidea; Taeniidae. The record is from the annotation of a GenBank genome assembly.
AUGACAGAGGUCCGAAUUGUUCCACGCGAUCCCACUUAUCAUUUCAUUGCCAAUGAUUCAAAUUUUACCAAUUCGAAAACUGCCUAUCGCACCACAUUUUCUACACCUAAUGGAGGUUCUCGGCUUUCUACCCUUGCUCAGAGGUUUCGUGAGAACUGGCUAAAAUGUAAUCCGUCGUUUCGCGACACUGAUGAUUCCUUAACGAACCUGACCUGGUUGUUCGAUAUGAGCCCCUUUUCGCUGGAAUCCGACGGUCUUGGCCCAAACAAGGGUAACAAGUUCGUCGUCGACCGCCCAACAGUCUUCACUAACGCUAAAAUAUCCUGGCAUCCAACACACCCGUAUGCAGGUAGUUUACUGGAUCCCCAGGUUAGAAUGGAUUAUCGAACAAAAUGGACAGGGAAGCCUCCAUUUUCUUAUGCUUCUUUGAUUUGUCUGGCCAUGAGGGAAUUGGGGAAACCUAAGGUUACGCUUUCUGAUAUUUAUGGCUGGAUCAUGGCCAAUUUCGCAUACUAUCGCCAUACAGAUUCUAGCUGGCAGAAUUCCGUGCGGCACAAUCUUUCUUUAAAUAAAUGUUUUGAGAAAGUACCUCGCGAGAAAGGCGAACGGGGAAAAGGUGGGUUCUGGAGAGUAAAUCCACGACAUGCUGACUGGUUGGAAGCUAACUUGGCCAAAUGUCGUCGAGCCGCACCGCCUCCAGGGCCCCCACCCCCGAUUCCGCGGUCUCUUCUCCUUGAAAAACAGCAGGAACAGCAGCAGCAACAACAACAACUGCAGCAUACCCAUCAGCCACAGCACCCUAGAGAUAGCAUCUACCUCACUUUUUCACCAACCUCUUCACAACCGACACCAGUACCUCAACAGCCACAAUCACAACAGCAUCAUGCUUCAACACUUAUCUGUUAUCAGUCGGUCAAUAUACCUCCUGAUGUAUCAAAUGAGAUAGAGACAGUUACUAUUAAAGCAACAUCCGAGGCUUUUCAACAGCACCAGUCACAGCCACAAGUGCAACCACACGUGCGUCGAAGAAAGACACCGCCUUGUUCGAUGUAUCCACCUGGCGAUAAGUUCGACGGGGAACCGGAUUUGGUAGAGGUAAUUCGUAAACCUCCUCCAUAUCCCGCUUUUUCAAAUCGAAAGAGGCUGGCUCUGGCGGCAUCUGCUCCUCGUCAGCGAAAUUCUACGUGGUCUCAGUCUUUGGGUGUCAAAAGAGACGUGACACGAACCAGUAUAGGCGAUGAGAAUGGGUAUUACGACCAAAAGUCAUGGAAAUCGGAAGAGUCAGGGUCCAGAUUGUCUCACUUGCAGUCUGCCUCUUCGUUUGCGACACGGAAGAGACGUAAUCUCGUAAUGGACACUUAUGAGCCUUUUUAUUUACCUCAAGCUGGUAGACAACAAUCCACAACAAUGAUGGACACUUAUGAGCAAAAACUUCUGACAAAUGGAGCUUCCGCUUACACGUUCACGACCACCUCUGAAGGCUUAAAACGCCGCGUAGAGACGCAAAUGAGGCAGAAUUUGUCGGAGGAACAGACACCUCUUUUACCAGAUCACAUUAGUCUACCCUGUUUGGAUUCACUUCCUAGCAUUGCUGAGGAGCAAGAUAAUAUGGAAACAAAUACCACUACUGCAGAGUCAUGGAAGGAAGACUUUUUCGAUUUCCCCGGUGUCUUACCAUGGCAGACUGUAUCAGCAGCAGAAGAGCGUCCUAACCUCACAGUGGAGUGCAACACACCGGACCUAGAACCCACUAGUCACACAGUCCAGUCCUCAUCUUCCUCUAGUCCGAGUCCUCUGGCUUCUUUUGCUUCCUUUGGACAGUCAGCGGCUAGUUCAACCUCCUCAAAUACAGAUUCAGGCGUUGCAUCUUUGGUGAAUCCUUCCGAUGGUCUAGAUCUUGGUCCACUUGAUCUGGAUUUCGAUACAGUCUCAUCUGCUCUCAAUGACCUUGUCGAAUCAAACAAUUGUGCCAUUCCACCAAUUGACGUAGACUUUGCCGAACUGGGCGAUUCUAUGCCAAAGUCACUUCAAACGCCACCGGUAUCAUCGGCGUCCAUGUUUGGUGCACAAUCAGAAGGUCGCGAUUUCAACGAAUCUUCCUGGAAUUUCGACAUCAAUAAUGGUGUCAGUGAAGGUGAAUUCUUUGAUAAUGGCCUUGCCCUAACCUAG